This is a messenger RNA of Cydia amplana, 1941 nucleotides long. Its product is annotated as activin receptor type-2B-like. Bases 297 to 1910 code for a protein of 537 amino acids. Gene Ontology annotation, biological process: cellular response to growth factor stimulus; protein phosphorylation; activin receptor signaling pathway. Gene Ontology annotation, molecular function: activin receptor activity; activin binding; metal ion binding. The transcript is spliced from 5 exons. The record is from RefSeq and is a predicted model, not a curated record. Lineage: Eukaryota; Metazoa; Arthropoda; Insecta; Lepidoptera; Tortricidae. Gene Ontology annotation, cellular component: activin receptor complex; plasma membrane.
AGGGAAGCUUUCCGUGCAUUCACUAUCUACUUUAUUUUCGGAAUUAAAAUUAAAGUUGACUCAAUUAACGUGAUUGCCUAGAUUUAUUAUGUUGUUUGUUGGCCUUUGGACUUCCCGGCCCUAAUAUUCUAUGGGAUUGUGUGUUCAGUGAUCCGAGAUUGAGAGGAAUCUUAUGUGCGUUGUUUGUCUGUCAUAUACUUAUGGCACGGAAUUCCUAAAUAGACUUCUAUGUCGGGGGAUAGAAUAAAAAUAACAUCGGUUUGCGUCGAAGGGUCAGUGAGCGGCGGAGCCUGAUCAUGGCUACGUUCAUAACGAUGACGGCUAAGAUAUGCUUUGCAACGUUGUUUAUUCUCGGUUUCCAUUUAGUUCUGGGAGUACCACCACAAGACGAGCACCUGCCCCCCCGUCCGAAAGACGGCGGCGUCGAGACGCGUUACUGCGCGUACUACAACGGCUCUCCACCGAUAUGUGAUCCCAGCGACCCCACCUGCGACCCCAUCCAGAAAGAGGACUGCCAACCAGUCGAAAAGGACAAGAGCAACCACUGCGUGCAGUUAUGGCACUACAAUACAACAACAAACACCUCCACACUACAGUUUAAAGGCUGCUUCCUCGACACUGUCUCUUGCAGCGACAAACCCACACCAUGCCGGAUACACAGCGCAAAACUCUUGCUGCUACACUGCUGCUGCGAAGGCGACAUGUGCAACACUAAUGACACAUUCCCCGGUUUACCGCCUCCAGAUUCUACGGAUGAGCCUCAAGAGGAAAUACCAAUGGAACGGAUACCUGGAUCUGAUGAUGAUACGAAAGCUAUCAUCGCUUAUACUCUGACACCGUUGUUCAUACUUUUCAUUGCUCUCGUCGGCUGUUAUCUUCUGUAUAGACGGCGCAAAGGCAGUACGUUUGCUGAGCUCGCGAAUGGCGAAGGAUCUCUAUCUAGGCCUCCGUCUAUGGGGGUGGGAAUGGACAAUGAGCCUGUAGACUUGGUUGGCCUAGUGACCUUAUGUGAGGUGAGGGCUAGAGGGCGCUUUGGGGCUGUGUGGCGCGCGCAGCUCGGUCAGAAAGACGUGGCCGUCAAGGUGUUCCCGCUGCAGGACAAGCAGUCCUGGCUGGCCGAGCAGGAGAUCUACAGGCUCCCGAGGAUGGACCAUCAGGAUAUCCUGCAUUACAUUGGCGUGGAUAAGAAAGGAGACAAUCUGCAAGCCGAGUAUUGGCUGAUCACUGCAUAUCAUGAGAAGGGCUCUCUCUGCGACUACCUUAAAGCGCACACCCUUAGCUGGUCGGACGCCUGGCGCAUCGCGGCGUGCGUGGCGCGCGGCCUGGCCCAUCUCCACGAGGAGGGCGGCGGAAAACCCGCCGUCGCACACCGAGACUUCAAGUCCAAGAACGUCCUUCUAAAAUCCGACUUAUCCGCCUGCAUUGCCGACUUCGGUCUAGCCUUGGUGUUUGUAGCCGGGCAUGGCUGUGGCGAUGCCCAUGGGCAAGUCGGGACGAGACGAUACAUGGCCCCCGAGGUGUUGGAUGGAGCGAUCAACUUCACGAAGGACGCGUUCCUGAGGAUAGAUAUGUACGCGUGCGCGCUUGUGCUGUGGGAGAUCGCUUCGAGAUGUGACGAAGGCGGAGUGGAGCCAACAGCGCAAUACAGGCUGCCUCUGGAAGAGGAGGUCGGCCCUCAUCCCGGGCUUGAGGAGAUGCAGGAGGCGGUGGUCCAGCGGAAACUGCGGCCGGCCAUCCCGCCGCGGUGGAGGGAACAUCCCGGCCUAAACGUCCUCUGCGACACUAUGGAGGAGUGCUGGGACCACGACGCCGAGGCGCGCCUGUCGGCCUCGUGCGUGCUCGAGCGCGUCGGCGCGCAGCGCCAGGCCGCCUCCGACACCCCGCUGCUCAUACACGACCUCGCCUGCUGACACACGCCCCUCAUACACUUCUAGAUCUGUG